Messenger RNA from Gekko japonicus, 1722 nucleotides. It is a transcript of the gene RMI1, whose product is annotated as RecQ mediated genome instability 1. Bases 1 to 1722 code for a protein of 573 amino acids. The transcript has a single exon. NCBI's taxonomy places the organism in Eukaryota, Metazoa, Chordata, Lepidosauria, Squamata, Gekkonidae. The record is from RefSeq and is a predicted model, not a curated record. Gene Ontology annotation, cellular component: nuclear body; RecQ family helicase-topoisomerase III complex. Gene Ontology annotation, biological process: double-strand break repair via homologous recombination; resolution of meiotic recombination intermediates. Gene Ontology annotation, molecular function: nucleotide binding.
AUGAGUGCAUCAAGUCUUGCAGUAAGAGUGGAAACUUGGCUUUCAUCUACAUGGCAUGUAAAAGUUCCAGUACCAUGGCUACAAGCUUGUAUUGACUGGAUUCAAGAAGAAAAUGGCCUUAGUAAUUUGACUCAGGCUUAUAUUAACAAGCAAGUUUUUGAGCAGUGGCUUCUUACAGAUCUCAGAGAUCUUGAAUAUCCUGUUUUGCCAGACUGCAUUUUAAAUACUCCAAAAGGAGAGUUAAAAGGCUUUUAUUCCAUACAGAUUGAUUCACUUGUUGAUGUGAGUCAGCCCGUCUAUUCGCAGUUGCAAAAGAUAAGAGGGAAAAAUACUGUAAAUGAGGAAAUUACUGCUAGUACACAAGGAACCCAGAAGUCCUGGGAAGCAAGGCCUACUCGAAUGCUGAUGCUGAAACUGACUGAUGGCAUAAAUCACAUUCAGGGUAUGGAAUACCACUCUGUUCCUGUUCUCCAUAGCAGCCUCGCUCCAGGCACAAAAAUUAUGAUACAGGGGAAAGUGCCCUAUCGUUUAGGUGUUCUUCUGCUUAAACCAGAAAAUGUGAGAUUGUUGGGAGGUGAAGUAGAUAGCCUUAUGGAGGAGUAUGCUGAGGAAAGAGUUCUUGCUCAACUGAUUGGAGAAAAUGACUUCCCUAAUGCUGUCAGAUCUGUUACUGGAGGCCCUGGAAUUUCCAGACCUGUUGAUGAAGUAGGCCAAGUCCUAGGGCCUUCUGAUGAAGAGCUUCUGGCAAGUCUAGAGGAAAAUGAUGAACUGAUAAUAAAUGAAGCCCCUCUCGAAAGUGGAUAUUGCAGCAGAAGUACUAGUUCUAAUUCUAACACACAUUCUCUUCUUCCCAACAAUGCAAGCUGCUCAGAGCAAGACACUGCAAUCUUCAUUGCAGCCAAUGACCAACCAACUGUUCCAGUUUCAGAAUACAUGGAACAAGAUUUAGAUGAAUUUCCUUUGGAUGAUGAUUUGCUUUUAGUAGAAGAGAUCCAGGAACAACCACAAGCACUGAAUAGAAGUAAUCCGCCUAGCAGGGCAGAUAAAUCUGUUAAAAGAGGGACGUCUGAUGUAUUUGAUAAUAGUGGAAGUGAUUUUUUAAUAAAUCUGGAUGACUGUUCAAAAAAUAUGUCUGUACGUGACAGAUGCAGUAAAACAGAUGUAAUUAGGAAUGAAGAAAAGUCCUCCGAUAUCUCUAACAAUAGAGUAAUGGACACUAAUGCAAAACCUAAACAGUACUCUGACCAUGUACAAGCAUAUGGAUUAAAGGGUAAAUAUCUCAAAGUAAAUUUAGAUACACCUCCUUUUACAUAUAUUUCUGUUCUAUUAAGUAACCAGCCCAAGGGUAUUAUCUAUGUGAAAGUUAAGGCCUUUAUAGUAACUCUUACAGGAAAACUCACAAGCAGCAGUGGCUUAUGGAGUGUAACAGCAAAAAUAUCUGAUGGCACCGCUUACUUAGAAGUUGACUUUGCUAAUGAAAUUCUAACAAGCUUGAUUGGGUUUUCAGUGCCUGAAAUGAAGCAACUGAAGAAGGAUCCUGUCUUGCACCCAGAACUUAAGACAGGUUUAUGCAAUUGCCAAAGAGAACUAAUAGACCUCUGUUGUUUAAUGACUAUUGAAUUUAACCCCUCUGAGGCAAAGGCAACAGUAAUAGUUUUGCAAGAUGUUAAUGCAAAUGACUUGAAUAAUUUAAAAAGGCGCCUAAAUAUAUUUAGCAUUUAA